Amphiprion ocellaris (clown anemonefish) is the source of this 6772-nucleotide messenger RNA. It is a transcript of the gene akt3b, whose product is annotated as v-akt murine thymoma viral oncogene homolog 3b. The coding region runs from base 1041 to 2480 and encodes 479 amino acids. The transcript is spliced from 15 exons. The record is from RefSeq and is a predicted model, not a curated record. Gene Ontology annotation, molecular function: protein serine/threonine kinase activity; ATP binding. Lineage: Eukaryota; Metazoa; Chordata; Actinopteri; Pomacentridae. Gene Ontology annotation, biological process: protein phosphorylation.
ACGUGACGUGCCGACUCGGAGCCGAGCGAGGUUUCCUGGCGGAGCUGCAGAGGGAGCAGGAGCCGAGCGGGUCUGUCUGUCUGUCUGUCCGUGUGUCUGUCUGCCGCCGCAGUCUCUGUCUGUCUGGGACACAAAACCCCCCUUUUCGGCUUCCACAGUCCGCACACGGCAUCAGCGGCUAUGGAUCCAUCGCUGUCCUCCUCCUGUUUUCGCCACUGAGGGACCGUUGGAUGCUCCAGUGCCCAUAGAGGAGGGAAGGAGGAGGAGGGGGCAUCCCUGUCGUUCUUCGACUACCAGGACCCAAUCGUGGACAAUAAAUCAGAGACGGGAGGUGUUUGUCGUACCGAGGGCCGCAGCGGCGAGCCGGCUUCUGAAAUAUCCAGCGGCUGCUCCUGUCAGCCAUUGUUUUUGUUGUCAUUGGAGGGCUCACAUUUGUUUUCCAGCCCUGGAUCUGCCCAGUGAAGGUGUAUGUGUGAGCUGUGCAUCGAGGGAACAUGGACAGUCUUUCACACCUUGUAUCCUUACAGCUCAUAGUGCUGAUAUGUCAAUGAUCACUGUCAGUACAGGGAAUGCUGACUCACCGCUGGAGCGCCUGAACACAGAAGAAGAAGAAGAAGAAGAAGAAGAAAGAGUUUGAGGGAACAAGAGCGCGAGGAACAGUGUACAACAGAGAGCGAGAAGGAAGGAGGGAGGGAGAGAAGCAAGAAAGGUGAAGGAGGUGAGGAACACUAGGAGGAGGGAGAGACAGACGACAGCAAAGAGAAAGUCAAGUUGGGUCGGCAAGGUGAGAGGAGGAAAGAGAAAGUGAUCGUAGAAGAGAGAGAAAGGUAGAGAGAUAGUAGAGACAGAUAGGGACCAGCAGGGUGCAGCUGGACAGAUCUGAGGUCAGGUGGGCGCAGGUAGGUAGGAGGUCGAGCAGUCAGACCAACAGCUGACUGAGCUGCAGACAAAUCCACUGUCCCGCUACCCCUCCAACAACUGUCCCUUCACGGUCACCACACUGGGAGAACUGGGAGAACUGGUGACGAGGAGAAGCCACCAUGAGCGACCAGAACGUCGUCAAGGAAGGCUGGGUCCAGAAAAGAGGCGAAUAUAUCAAGAAUUGGCGACCGCGCUACUUUCUGCUGAAGACAGACGGCUCUUUCAUUGGCUACAAGGACAAACCGCAGGACUCUGACCUGGCCUACCCGCUCAACAACUUCUCUGUAGCAAAAUGUCAGCUGAUGAAGACGGAGCGACCCAAGCCGAACACCUUCAUCAUCCGCUGUCUGCAGUGGACCACCGUCAUCGAGAGGACUUUUCACGUCGACACUCCUGAUGAGAGGGACGAAUGGGCCGAGGCCAUCCAGAUGGUAGCAGAGUCGCUGGCAAAGCAGGAGGAGGAGGGCAUCCUGUGCAGCCCCACGUCCCAGAUCGAGAACGUCAACGAGGAGGAGAUGGAUACCUCCAUCAGCCACUACAAACGAAAGACAAUGAAUGACUUUGACUAUCUGAAGCUUCUGGGCAAAGGCACUUUUGGAAAAGUCAUUCUGGUGAGGGAGAAGGCAAGUGGCACCUACUAUGCCAUGAAGAUCCUCAAGAAAGAAGUCAUUAUAGCCAAGGAUGAAGUGGCUCACACACUCACAGAAAGUAGGGUAUUAAAAAACACUCGGCAUCCAUUCCUAACUUCUCUGAAGUACUCGUUCCAGACCAAGGAUCGGCUGUGCUUUGUAAUGGAGUACGUCAACGGAGGAGAGCUGUUUUUCCACUUGUCAAGAGAAAGAGUGUUCUCGGAGGACCGCACCCGUUUCUACGGCGCUGAGAUCGUAUCUGCUUUAGACUACCUACAUUCUGCCAAGAUCGUCUACCGUGAUUUGAAGCUGGAGAACCUCAUGUUGGACAAAGAUGGCCACAUCAAGAUCACUGACUUUGGCCUCUGCAAAGAAGGCAUCACUGACACUGCCACAAUGAAGACCUUCUGUGGAACACCGGAGUAUCUGGCUCCUGAGGUGCUGGAGGACAACGACUAUGGGCGGGCAGUGGACUGGUGGGGUUUGGGCGUGGUGACGUAUGAGAUGAUGUGUGGCCGCCUGCCGUUCUACAACCAGGACCACGAGAAGCUGUUUGAGCUCAUUCUCAUGGAGGAGAUCAAGUUUCCACGAACCCUUUCAGCCGAUGCCAAGUCGCUGCUGUCAGGGCUGCUCAUCAAGGACCCCAACAAACGGCUCGGCGGUGGACCGGAUGACGCUAAGGAGAUCAUGCGGCACAGUUUCUUUGGCACAAUCGACUGGCAGGACGUCUACGACAAGAAGCUGGUCCCACCCUUCCAGCCUCAGGUCAGCUCAGAGACGGACACGCGCUACUUCGACGAAGAGUUCACAGCACAGACCAUCACCAUCACUCCACCGGAAAAGUAUGACGAGGACGGGAUGGACGCAGCGGACAACGAGCGAAGGCCUCAUUUCCCACAGUUCUCCUACUCAGCCAGUGGGCGGGAGUGAGCGCUCCGGCCCAGCCAGCCAGUAUCGUCCCCAUUCGUGGCCAUUUUGAGGAAAACACGUAGCCAUUUUAGGAAAAAAAAAAAUACCAGUCUCCCCUCUUUUUCUCCUUCUCUGCCUCCUCGCAGGUGGGGAGAAGUCUUUUUAGGGACUUUAAAAGAGGUUUUUGCACAGUGGGAUAGACUCCAGCCGGUCUGCCCACACUAAAAAAUAAGUCUCCUUCAUUUUCAGCGCUAUUUACUGCAGAAGGCAAUGUUUUUGUUAUUUAUUUUUUUCUCUCCGUCAGUAUUAAGUUGUCAACCCAGGUUGCGUUCAUCUUUUUGUUUGUUGUUUCUGCCCUUUUCUUCUACUUCUUUUUGACUUUUUGCACUUGGUUUGGAAGAGCCGUUUUAGGGAACAAAAAACCAAAAAUGUUGCCUUACGUGUGCAGAUGUUUCGUAUCAUACCGACAGGGUGUUUCUUUUGUUCUUUAGGGAGAGGGCGGGCGGGUUUCGGGUUGUGAAGGGUCAUUCAUAGUUGAGAAUAAGUGCAUGGCUCAUGAUUCACUAAUAACAAAAAAAAAAAAAAAUACAAAAAAAUCUUGCUCAUACAUUUGCCAUGGCAGCGCACAUUCCCCAGUCCCAUGGCAAUGAAAUCACAAUCUACAGGUUAAAAAUAAUAAAAAACAAACAAACAAAAAAAACUCAGACAGAAUAUGAGAUUGGACGAGUCUGUAUCAUUCCUUUCAUCGUUGCAGUGUGACUACGUUUUUCUUUAACCCAUUUAUGUUUUCUUGCGCUUUACUUUUAAGUUGUACUUUUAUUUUGAAACAGAAAACACUAAACUGCCAGAAACUGCACAGUUCACUCAGGCGCCACAGAGCACAACCGCGUUCAAACUCAGCUAACCGCUCCAGCUUUCCACAGCCGGCAGGGGAACGAGGCCUUUCUCUGCUUUCUCACCGCUUCUCCUCCUCGUCCUCAUCUCUUCUGUUUCCUCAUCGUAGCUGUAGGACUAGUGGAAUGGAUGUUUACACAGGGAGACGUGGCUUAAUGUAUGUAUGGAUGUAUGUGGGACAUGGGGGUCAACCUUAUGCUGUCAUAGCACACACACACACACACACACACACACACACACACACACACACACACACACACACUUACACUCACACAGGGAUCAGCAGAGUUCUCUAGAAUGAUCAGACUGAAGUCGGCAGUUUGCUCCAAACUCCAGAUUCUCAGAUUUGGUGUUUGUUUCUAUUUUUAACGACAGAUUUUGAAAUACUCAGUGCAACCUCAGGUGUGUGUGUGUGUGUGUGUGUGUUUAUCAGCGUGUGUCAGGUGAAGCUGCCAGUUAAACCCAGGCUGUAGAUUUCUGAAUUUCAAAUUUUUACAAAUGUGUCAGCGUCUUGAAUUAAGUCCUCCCCAGUUCACUCGAAGACUUUUCCAUUAGACUUUGUAUGAAUUUCAUCUCCCUAAUUGAUGCUGCGAUAAUCUGGAGCCCUCUGUUUAUUUAUUUAUUUAUUUGUUGCUCCAAACAUAAUCUAAUUUAAAACAGCCCAGUCUAAAACUGGAUGACACUCCAAAUCCCCGGAAAACUGAACAAGACGUGGCUCCCAGUAGUGCUCCCAGUGCUCCCAGUAGUAAAAGGAAAUCUGCAACAUUCAUUCAGACCCCUAGUUUCUCAGCCGCAGUACUGUAAGUGUGGGGGACAAGCUGCUGUUCCUCUGACGGAAAACUUAUUGGUUUUGGAAAUAUUUCUGGUGAAAGCAGUCACCAAGUCAUUCAGACACUAAAUUCGACCAAAAUGAAAUGGUCCUGUAGUUUCUACUCAGUUAUCUGUCCUUCUGAAAACAUCUGGUAUACAAGUGGCUUUUUGAGUUUGUAACAGAUGAUUCCAGAGUUUGUGUGACAUGGAUUUAAAGUUGUGUUUGGAAAGAAUGUUCUGAAAGUUGGAAGUAAACACUAAAAAUACAGCAGGGUGCAAAGCAGUUGGACCAGAGUAGCGGGUUUUUACGGAUCCUGCUAUAUGAGACUCGACCCACGAUCCCAAUGCAGCUCAGAACAUGUCGCUGGGGUCCUGUUACUCUGUAUUUUUGCAUUUUAGAUGAAAGUACGCUGAAAAGUUUGGGGUCACUUAGAAAUGUCAUACAUAGUUACACAAUAUGUCGGGCUUACUUUGCAUUACUGAACGUUCUCACAUAGAUACACCACUGUUCAAAAGUUUGGGGUCACUUAGAAAUCUUCUUUUUGAAACAGAAGCAGUUUUUUUUUUUCAAUGAAGAUAACAUUAAAUGAAUGAUAAAUCCAGUCUUGACAUUGUUAAUGUGGGAAAUGACUAUUCUAGCUGGAAAACAGCUGAUUUUUAAUGGAAUAUUUACAUAGGGGUACAGAGGAACAUUUCCAGCAACCAUCACUCCUGUGUUCUAAUGCUACAUUGUGUUAGCUGAUGGUGUUGAAAGGCUAAUUGAUGAUUAGAAAACCCUUGUGCAACUAUAUUAGCACAUGAAUAAAAGUGUGAGUUUUCAUGGAAAACAUGAAAUUGCCUGGAUGACCCAGUGACUUCUGAACAGUACUGUAUACCCACUGGUUCUGAGUUCAUCGGUUUGGGUCCAAAAUGUUCCACUUCUAUACCAGUAACACAGUCCGCUUAGCUGCAGCAGCUACCAGUCAUAGUAGUCCAUGCAGCACUCCCACAGACUUGGUGAGUCCUGCCCACUAAUGCCCUGAGAGCUGCACAGCUUUUCAAGAGGGACUCAAACCUUAAAAACCACUGACUCAUUGACAGGCACUUAAUCAGUGUUUAAAAACUAGAGAUUCAAACAUCCCAAUGCUGUGAAUUUGCUGUGCAGAUCAAUGGUAAAUGAAAUGAUUCUUUGUGGCUGCGAAUCGGCCAUUUGACCUGUGAAAACACAUCAAAUUCGAUUUGUUCCUGGAGAACACUGCCGACUUAAAAACCUUAGAGUUCCUACACAUGUAUGUCGGGAUUCAGAAUUGGGUGAUUGGCGGGUCCUAAUGGUUGUUUUCUGAUUCUCUGUCCUCCCAUACUGCUGAAGAACACUGUUCAUGUGUGGAGGUGAUGGAACGGGCCAGAGAAGUAUGACUGCAACAUAUCCAACAGUGGGGGAAAUGUUUUAUUUUGUUUUUUCUAAAGUUUGUGCAGCUGUGCAGGAACCCUGAGAGCAGAUAGUGCUCAGCUUGUCAGUGUUUUCAGUCUGAAUUAGGAGGGGAACAGAGGCUGUCUUUAGAUGAUAAAUCAUAAUGCAGAAAAUGGUAGUUUAUCACACAGACGCUAACAGAAACGAGGCUUCCAGUUCCAGAUGCAGGGGGUUCUGCCCCCCUUUAUCCUGUCAGUAUUAUGGGAGAACUGUAUUUCCACACACGUUUUUAAAUCGGAACUCUUGAAUAUCAACGAAUCACUAAUCAUGUCACAGAUCACGAGAAAACUGAGCCGUGAGACACUCAUGUAUGAAGACUGUGAGGACUGCCAGAAAAAAAGUCGAGUCGCCCCAAACUUCUUGAUGUAAAUAUGCAAUGCCUUUUCUUUUUCUUUUUGGUCUUCGCAGGCAAGACAAACUUUUUUUUUUUCUGUGUGACUGUACUUCAAGCUUGCUGAUGAGAAUAGUGACAGAAAAAAUACAUAACAACCACAAACAACUCAAAAACUGCAUUUAAGAAGAAAAUUAAAAACAAAGACUGGACCCUUCCACUGAUUUGUUUUUCUUCGUUUGUUUCCGGGUUGAUACCCCGACUUGACUCGCUAUCGUCCACGGAUGUUUCCAUGGAGACAAACCCCACCCCUGCCUUCCUUGCGUCACUGUGGUCCCUGAUCGGCGAUCGACUCCUGUAAAUUCUGUGAGGACAUGACUGUAACUGUGGAGUCUACACUGUCACCUCUGUUCCCCUUCACCCUCCUUAAAAAGAAAAAAUACUAAGAAUGGGACCAUGGCUGACAGUUUUUUUUUGUUUUUUUUUGCAGUGCUGGUUUCAUCAGGUUGUUCCAAUCCCAUCAUCCCUUGUUCGUCCAUCCCCCCUUUUUGUACCAUAGUGUUUGUUUUAUUUAUGUUUGUCAUUCUAGGCAGUGUUACCUUGUAUGUUGUUAAAAAAGGCACCUCAUGAAAGUCGCUGAAAGAUGAUGAUGAUGAUGAUGAUAAUGAUGGAUGCAUUAACUGAAGUCUCUUUUUAUUCUUUUUUUCUUUUUGGAUCAUUUGCUUGUUUGUUUUCUUACCAAAACAUUAGGGCAAGAACCCAGUAGUGGACUUGCAUUGCCGUGGUAGUAUUUAUUUUGAAUUAAAUUAAAAGAAAUACAUUUCAGGG